AUGGCUUCAGAAAGAGCAUCCUCAGUGCUGAGACCAGACAUGAUCCUGAACCCUGAUGCAUCCAUGCCUCCUUUCACAGCUCUGCCCUUUCACCCACCUGGCCCCAGCCCAGCACUUGGGCCACCCAGGGGACAGCAGCCGCCACCCCUUAUGACUGCAGUGUUCCCUCUGGGAAGCCCCUUCUUGCUGUCUACUCUGCCUAGGACACCUCUGGUGGCAGGAGAUGGUACCUGUGGCCCAAGUGGGGCUGGGGCUUUCAGUGUCAUUCUCCAAGUCAGGUCAGAAGGGGAGCUGGUGCAGGCGCCCCCUAAUAAGACCUUUGUACUACCUCAGGCCCCCCUCAACUGGAGUGCUCCAGGGGCCUUCUGCACAGGUGCUCAGGGACAAGCUCCACUACUGUUGUCAGCUCCUCCAGUGGAGACCAUAAUGCCUGCCCCAAUUAUUGGCAGUGCCCCAAUUGUUGGUGGUAUCUCAGCCAGUGUUGGAGGCUGGAUCACGGGCCUUCCUCGCCCAGUGCCCUCACCAGCUACCCACCUGGCCCCCGUAGUGUCGCCAGUGAAUACUGGGCUGCAGCCCCAUGGGAUGUGCAGGGAGGGCAGCUUGCCCACCUCCCAAGCCAAGGCCUUGCAGGAUGACUCCUGUAACCCCAAGAGCGUCUAUGAGAACUACCGACGCUGGCAACAUUUUAAGUCACUGGCCCGGAGGCACUUUCCGCAGAAUCCUGAUACUGAAGCAUUUUCCUGCUUCCUCAUCCCAGUGCUUCGAACCCUGGCCCGGUUGAAGCCCACCAUGACCCUGGAUGAGGGCCUGUGGCGGGCCGUGCAGGAAUGGCAGCAAAAAAACAACUUUGAUCGAAUGAUCUUCUAUGAGAUGGCAGAAAAGUUUAUGGAGUUUGAGGCUGAGGAGGAGAUGCAGCUUCAGCAGUUGCAGUGGAUGAGGGGAUCUCAGUCCCUGCCUCCACCAACCCCACCGAGGCCUGAUCCUCAAGAGCAGCCAGGCACCAAGGUUGUCCAACAUCCAGUGGUCCUUCCUAAGAAGGCUGACACCAAGGCCCAGCCCAUCCACCUGCCACCACCCACACCUCAGCAGUGGCCACCUGAAAUCAAGGCACCUAAGGAGAUCCCGCCUGAAGCUGUGAGGGAGUACAUUGACAUCAUGGACAAGUUGCUGGGGCCUCCCUGUGGGGACCUAGGGAAACCUGAUGCUCAACUGGAAGAGGGAGAAGCAGACCAGUCCCAGGAUGAGUUUGGGAUCUACCCAGACCCAGGACUCCUCAGCUACAUUGACAAGCUGUGCUCCCAGAAAGACUUCAUCACCAAGGUGGAGGCUGUGAUUCACCCCCGAUUCCUGGAAGAAUUGCUUUCCCCAGAAACAAACAUGGAUUCCUUGGCUCUAACCCAGGAGCUGGAGCAGGAGGAGCGGCUCACCCUUGACCAGCUGGUGGAGAAGCGCCUCUUGGCCUUGAAGGAGGAACAGAGCGUGGGGGUAACCCUGAGUCGUCGUGCACUCCAGAUGGAAUCAAGUCCUUCUAAGUUAGCAGCUGGCCAAGGUGCAGAGAGAGACAGCCAUGGCCCGAAACUAGGGGUUGGUGCGGAAACCUGCCCAGCACAGAUGGCUUCCCGUGCCCAAGGACACAGCAGAAUGCAAGCUGACCUACUGAGGCCUAAGGCCCGCGGUCUCCUAUCUGGGCAUCCAGAGUCCCCCAGGCUGAGGGCCACCCUGCCAACCUCUCCUUUCCAGGGCCUCAAACCGACCUCCCUUGGCCUGGGGACCAGGGAUGCCUUGGGUCUCCAAGGUGCCUCUCCUGUUAGGGAGACAUUUGGGCCAGGUGACGGCUCCAGUGAGGAUGAGGAGGAACUCCCCAGCCUGACCUUCCUUCUGGCUUCCCAGAACAGGCUGUUGCCCUGGGGUCUAUCCCAGAGCCCUGUCCCUGUCCAGCCACCAUCUGCUCAAAGAAGAGGCCUCAGCUCUGCUACCCUUCCAGUGGCCAAAUGUAACAAGCGAGUGCUCUCUGGGGACCAGUUUCAUGCCGAGAAGAUGGCUUCCCCAGGGCCUGAGCUUGGAGCCUCUGGGGGGGAACCCCUGGCACUGGGACCUGGUCGAUCCUCACAGCCUCAAAAAAGAAAGGGUGACUCAUUUGUUUCUGGGAUGAAGAAGAAGCAGCGCUGUAGCCAAUAG
Messenger RNA from Otolemur garnettii (small-eared galago), 2178 nucleotides. Its product is annotated as NUT family member 2D-like. The transcript has 7 exons. Lineage: Eukaryota; Metazoa; Chordata; Mammalia; Primates; Galagidae. The coding region runs from base 1 to 2178 and encodes 725 amino acids. The record is from RefSeq and is a predicted model, not a curated record.